Molecule: messenger RNA, 4206 nt
Organism: Sebastes umbrosus (honeycomb rockfish)
Lineage: Eukaryota; Metazoa; Chordata; Actinopteri; Perciformes; Sebastidae
Product: dnaJ homolog subfamily C member 11-like
Exons: 16
Coding region: 279-1958 (559 amino acids)
Biological process (GO): cristae formation
Source: RefSeq, a predicted model, not a curated record
UUAUUUUUACACACACACUGACAAAUACAAUACCUUCUACAACGAAAAGACACUCCACUUUCUUCUUGUAUGGGGCUGUGGUGGAGUUAUUAAAUCUUUGUUUGGCGCUGAGCUCAAAAAACUCAAAACACAACCAGCAGAGGACGACAGAACUACUUCCGCCCUCCUCAUGUGACUAGCCAAUCAGCUUCAAGAACUACUUCCGCCCUUCUCAUGUGACUAGCCAAUCAGCGUCCAGAACACUGGAGCGGUGGGCGGGACUAUAGCAAAAGGCAAACAUGGCGUCCUUAGAUGAUGAUUUUGAGUCUGAUAACCAGGACUACUACUCUCUACUCAACGUCAGGAAAGAGGCUACAUUGGAGGAGCUAAAGGCGUCAUAUCGGAGGCUGUGUAUGCUCUACCAUCCUGACAAACAUCGAGACCCAGAGUUGAAAAGCCAGGCUGAACAGCUUUUCACCCAGGUGCACCAGGCAUAUGAAGUGCUCAGUGAUGCUCACUCCAGAGCCAUCUAUGACCUCUUUGGGAAGAAAGGGUUGGAGGUGGAAGGCUGGGAGGUGGUGGAGAGGAAGAGAACUCCAGUAGAAAUCCGAGAGGAGUACGAAAGGCUGCAGAGAGAAAGAGAAGAGCGGAGACUGCAGCAAAGAACUAACCCCAAGGGCACCAUCAGCGUGGGUGUGGAUGCAACGGACCUGUUUGACCGCUAUGAUGAGGACUUUGAAGAGAUGCCAGGAGGAGGAUUUCCUCAUAUUGAAAUCAACAAGAUGCAUAUUUCCCAGUCCAUAGAGGCUCCUUUGACGAACUCUGACACGGCAGUGCUGUCUGGUUCGCUCUCUACGCACAAUGGGAACGGAGGGGGCAACAUUAACAUGACCGUACGGAGGGUUACGUCAGCCAAGGGCUGGGGAGAGGUGGAGUUGGGUGCAGGAGACAUACUCGGACCUCUCGUUGGGUUAAAGGUGUUUCGCAACAUCACUUCACGGUGUUUCCUGACAGCCCAGUGCGGUUUGCAGUUUUCUCCUCGAGGUUUGCGGCCGAGCUGUUCUCUGAUGACGGCGCGCCACCUGGACCAGAACACCAUGGGUUACCUGCAGUGGCGCUGGGGGCCCAACAGCGCCAUGACCACCAGCCUGGUCCGAGACACAAAGAGCAGCCACUUUACUCUAGCUCUGCAGCUGGGUGUGCCUCACUCCUACCUGAUGAUGAGCUACCAGUUCAAGUUCCAGGAUGAGGACCAGACCAAAGUGAAAGGCUCUGUGAAGACAGGCUGGUUUGGUACCGUGGUGGAAUAUGGAGCAGAGAGGAAGAUCAGCCGACACAGUGUCCUGUCAGCCACUGUCAGCAUCGGGGUCCCUCAGGGAGUCACACUCAAGAUCAAGUUGUCGCGCGCCAGUCAGACAUACCUGUUUCCAGUUCACCUAACGGAUCAGCUGCUGCCCAGUGCUGUCUUCUACGCCACCGUGGGACCCGUGCUGCUCUACAUGGCCAUCCACAGACUGAUCAUCAUCCCCUAUACACAUGCACAGAAAGAGCAAGAUCUGGAGCUGCAGAGGAAGAGCUCGGCCACAGACAUCGCCAAGAAGAAGCACGAGGCAGAGUCUGCUGUUCUGCUGAUGCAGGAGUCUGUGAGGAGAAUCAUAGAAGGGGAAGAAUCCAAGAUGGGUCUGAUCAUCCUGAAUGCCUGGUAUGGAAAGUUUGUGUCAGACACCAGCCAGAAGCAGGAGAAAGCAAAGGUCAUCGACGUCACUGUGCCUCUGCAGUGCCUGGUCAAGGACUCCAAACUCAUCCUCACCGAGGCCUCUAAGGCGGGGUUACCAGGCUUCUACGACCCCUGUGUAGGCGAGGAGAAGAGUCUCAAGUUACUGUACCAGUUCAGAGGUGUCAUGCACCAAGUCAUCUCUGCAGACAUCGAGUCGCUACGGAUACCCAAGCAAUCUCACAGAAUUGAGGCCGAGUCCUAGGAGCCCAACGCUGUUGUAGCACCAGAGGGCAAAGAUGCGGAUAAAACAGACUUUGUGUAAAACAGGAGAACCCAAGAAUGGAAGGAGACACGUCAACAAUAAGUCUGUUUCUCUCCUCUGGUCCUCUUCUGUCAUGGUUAUUAGUGAAUCUGUUUAUCGAGUUCCUCCACUCCUCCCUCUCCCGCGGGCCGUCUCCGAGGUUCAGCAGAAUACAGGAGUCAGCUCAGAGUUUCUACAAGGUGUCACCCUUUGUGUCUCUAGUCUGCUACGCCUGACAGGGCUGCUCAAAUAUCUGCCUGCUGCAGGAGAUCAGACACUGGCCCUGAACAUAGUUUUAUAUAUGCACUACACAGAGGGGGCUGAUGGUCACCGCGGACGUGGUGGAACCAUUCCUGUCAACUAUGAGCUAAAAGUGCACAUAAAGAUGUUUCUUGACAUUUCAUAUGUCAAGUAUAUACAAAUGAGCUGUAAUUUUAUCCCAUAUCAUCGUCGUCUUUUGUCCUGUAUGUGUAUCACCCUGGUAGGUUUGAAUCUAAUAACGUUACACCAUGUUUAGAGUACUACUAUGCAGAAUCAUGUCUCAGUGAGCCGGAGGCGGGCCAGGACUGAGGAUUGAUCACCAUGUUUAUGUUGAAAUGUGUGUCUAAUUUAUUAUGCCUUUUAGUGACACGGCUGCUGCUCAUGUGUAAACUGGUGCUCAAAACUGAUAUCUGUGAGGGUUGGGAUGUGGAAGUCGGGAGGAGGGAAAGUGAUGAAGAUGCCCUUUGAUGGUAGCGAUCCAACCGAAGGAGAGACGGGCUUGAAUUCUUCAUACAGAUUUUAUAAAUAAUUCACGGCAGGCUGCAAUUUAUAGGCAGAAGUUCCUCUUCGAUUUGAUUUGCGUCAGUGUUUUAUUGAUUUUUUUCGCUGUGCAGUUGCAGCCCAGCAGAAUUUUCUUACAAUGAUUUUUAAUAACUGAAUGUUAUAGUUUGUACGUCACUGCUGUACAUCCAGGCCCUACGCCGCAGAUAACAGUAGCUACUGGGGGAAAAUGGAUUUGUGAUAAUUUUGCAAAAAAAUGGAGAUAUGAAUUAAGAUUUUGUGGUUGUGAUGCGACCAGUAGAGGGCGUUGGUCAACACUUUCCCUCAUCAAGGUCGUGUUUGCUGCUGAAACUGUGACAGCUUGUGACUGGAGCCGAAUUGAGCCACACUAAAAACAUUUUACAGAUUAUGGCACAUUUAUUAGUUUGACUUUGUUCAGUUUGUACACCAGUCCUGUGCCAUAUAUUUUAAUUUUGAUGUUCUCUGUCCCUCUUCUUUUUAUUUAAAUAUUGAAUCUGCUAAUGCCAUGUCACAUUUUAUACAUGAUAAUGUAUAAGUUGCUAAAACAGUGCUCGUCACUUGGCUGUCUUUUAAUCCAAACAAUGAUUCACCUUUAAUGUAGACAUUUUCUUAUCAGAGCGGUGAGGUUGACAUGGGGAAAUCUAAUAUCCUAUGAUGCACUUUCUGCUCAGAUACAGAUAGGUGUUGCUGCACAGAAGUGCGCAUCAUACUUUCAAUUCACAUAAACCCUAUUUGUGGAUUGACUCUGUAACUACGAAGGCAAAAGGCGAGAGUUAUUAAGUUAUUCCUCAUUUUGUUGGGAGACCCCGUUAUGGGCUUCGGGGGAAUCCCUGAAAACACUAUAGAAACUACUACGGUAGGAUACAAAAGUAUUUUAUUGAAUGCAAAAGGUAAUAUAUUGCACAAAAGUGGAGGUUAGGUUUCAUGGAAGUGGAGCCUCUAAUUAAAGAGUUUACCUCUAAGAAGUUACAACUAGUCUGGUGGACUUUAUACGGUGCCCUCCAUGAUUCAUUUAGUUUUUUUCCCAUUACUGUGUUUGACCUGCAAGGUGUUGGUAGGCUCAAUAAUAAAACCUUUAAGCUUUGAGAUGGAUACGUUUUGGUAUUUAGUUGGAAGGAUGUCCGUCUCUACAGUGAGAUAUAGUCUUGCGUCGGGGUCACUAUUACAGCAGCCAUUUUGCACUGAUUCUGUUUGUAGUAUUUGUCUUCUCUCGUCUGUUUUUAAGUGUGUUGUAAAGUAUUUUGACAGGUCAGCUGGUCAUCUCUGCUCUAGUGCCACCAUGAGGCCAGCAGAGAGACUGCUCCCUGCUGUUACACUCCAGCCCCUCUUCAAACUGACCCUCACUAGUGUGUAAAUGUACCGUAUGUAUGGUUGAGGAGCCUGUGUUCUCUGUCCUGUAAAGACAACAAUAAACAUGAAGCGAUCA